UCCACCUGGAUUGAGAGAGGGGAGAGAGAGACUUGUGUCUGAAUCACCUUCUGCCCAACACUGCAAGACCAGUCUGCCUUCUCCAGCUCAGGUAUCAUGGCUCACUUUGUGGUCCAGUACGAUGUAGUCAUGGAGGAUGUCAUUGGAGAUGUGCAGAUUUGCGAGGGCUAUUUUAUUCAUUACUUUGCCCCCAGAGGCCUCCCUCCUGUCAAGAGAAACAUGGUAUUUGUUAUUGACGUGAGCGGCUCCAUGUUUGGUACUAUGAUCCCACAAACUAACAAGGCCAUGAAUGUGAUCCUUGGUGACCUGCAGGCCGACUACUUCAACAUCAUCACCUUUUCUGAUUCGGUUAGUGUCUAGAAAGCUGGAGGCUCCACCCAGACUACUAUCCAGAAUUAUCCACAGCACCAAGGACUACCUGGCCACAUGGAAGCUGAUGGUUGGACCAACAUCAAAGCAGCUCUGCUAAACCACAGCAACCAGGAGACUGCACGGGGACCCAAUGUGGGGAGGACCCCUCUCAUCACCUUCCUGACAGAUGUGGAGCCCACAGCCAGUGUGAUGACGCCCAGUGUGAUCCUCUCCAACAUCUGACAGGCGCUGGGCAACAGGGUGUCCUUUUUCACUUUGGCCUUUGGGGAUGAGGCUGACUUCCCACUGCAAUGUCACCUAUCCCUGGAGAAACGGGGAGCAGCCCGGUGCAUGCACGAGGACACUGACACAGCCCUACAGCUGGUGGAGGACCUCUCUGAGGAGAUCUCCAUGCCUCUGCUGGCAGACAUGCAUCUGGACUACCUGGGUGGCUUGGUAGGGGCCUCCCCUUGGGCCUUUUCCCCCAAUUACUUUGGCGGCUCAGAGCUGGUGGUUGCAGGACAGGUGCAGGCAAGCAAGCAGGAACUGGGCAUCCAGGGUCAGCUUCUUGUGGCCUGCUACAGCGAGGCAGCCGCCAACAGCAGCCAGAAGAACUUUGGUGUCCCAGGGGAGCCAGCCUACAACAUAGCCCACUCACCUGCUGCCUACCUCUGGGCCUACCUCACCAUUGGAGAGUUGCUGGAGGCAUGCUUCCAGGCCCGUGACACCACCGCUUGCCACCUGCUGGCAGCCAAAGUCCCCAACCUGUCCCUUGAAUAUGUGAACUUUGUCACAUCUCUGACUUUACUGGUCGUGCGGCCCAAGGACGCAAGUGGGAAGGCCAGGAUACAGACUUCCACUGCAGCUGGACCAGGCACCAUCAUGCCCUCACCCACCAGCAGGCAUGGCCUAAGGACAGGCACAACCCAGUCAGCCCUGGUAUCCAGGGUCUCUCCCAAAUCAAGGCUUGUGAAACCAAGGUUCUAGUUAUCCUCAACUACUCCUGCCUCUACAAACAUUAUGCCCAGUUCCAAGGAGUUGGAGCCACUGGGCCAGAGCACUAGUACCCUAUCCACCCCAAGCACACCCAAAGCCAAACAUCCAGCACAACACGAUCCUGGCACUUUGGUUCAACCAAGUCUCAGAACAACAACUGCUACCUUUGUGCCCUCAAAUGCUGGUCCCUUCUUGCUUCUGAAGCCCAGCGUACCAUCACACCAGUAUCCUGGUACCCUACCCAUGAAUUCCAAGACACAAGUCCCACCUCUGAAUCCUGGCACCUUAUCCCAGGCCAAAGCUGGCACUAUCAAACCUGUUAUUCCACUGCACUCCGAACCUGGUGCUCCAUCACAACCCAAACUGGAUGCUCUAUCACACCCCCAACCUGGGGUACUCAUAUCACAGUCACCCAAAAGGCUGCCACAGCCCAAGCCUGGAGUCUCCACACUUCAGAUCCCCAAAUGCCUAUAACACACUAGACCAAAGGUUCCUGCUCACCAGACCCCAAACAAUCUGUCACACCCUAAACCCAGGGUUCUCUCAUGUAACACCUCCAAAAUCCCAUCACCUCUUAAACCUAGUAGCCCACCUCCCCCAAAUUACCCAAGCUUAUCAUUUCCCAAACCUAGGACCCCACUCCCCAAUAAACCCAAAACCCCAUAACCCCCCAAACCUGCCAGACCUGCGUCCCCACCUCUUCAGGAUCCAAGCACAUCCACGAGCACAACCUCAAGUCCCACAAGUCCCAGCAGUACCAUGAUCACUUCUGUCCCUGGAGAACACCUCUCUAUUCCCUUUGACCUCACCCUGAGGAACCUCUGGCAUCAGCAUGACCUGCUUCUGGGGCCCCAAAGCACCACACACAUUCUGGGACCAUCUGUGUCAGAAGACCCAACAGUGAUCCUACCCAGCAGCUCUGGUCUUCUGCUGGAAGGCAGCUGCCCAAACCUGCCAGUCUUGCUGCCUUCUUGCACCCUCCCUGAUGUAGAGAGCCUGCUCCAUCUCCCUGAGGAGCUAGAGCUGUCGCAUGAGUCAGUGGUGGAGUCCGUGUUCAUGGAGUCCUUGAACCCACCAGCUUUCUAUACCUUUCUCCCUCUUGAUGAAGAUGGUGAGUGCCAUGGGCAAGAGGUCAAGCCAUGGCGGCGGGGGGCGGGGGAGGUAUGA
This is a messenger RNA of Nyctereutes procyonoides (raccoon dog), 2514 nucleotides long. RefSeq names its product inter-alpha-trypsin inhibitor heavy chain family member 6 (gene ITIH6). The record is from RefSeq and is a predicted model, not a curated record. Lineage: Eukaryota; Metazoa; Chordata; Mammalia; Carnivora; Canidae.